Messenger RNA from Linnemannia hyalina, 1320 nucleotides. The record is from the annotation of a GenBank genome assembly. Lineage: Eukaryota; Fungi; Mortierellomycota; Mortierellomycetes; Mortierellales; Mortierellaceae.
AUGAUGAAACUUAUCGACAAGAUUAAGAACCACGGUCAUGAGAACGAGGCUGCGGCGGCCGAGAAGGCUAUUGCCGAGAGAGUUGCAGCAGAGAAGGCUACCGCUGCUGCAGAGAGGAGGCGGGAGCGGGAGCGUGGACCCAGGAUGCACCCUGACAUGCUGGAGCUUUAUGAGGUUACGGAUCACGUCCUCGGUGUUGGUACCUUUGCCACCGUCAAGGAGAUUAAGCUCAAAUCGACUGGCAAAUCCUAUGCGCUCAAGAUCAUCCUCAAAAAGUCGCUUCAGGGAAAAGGCACCAUGCUCAACACAGAGAUCUCAAUCUUGUCCAAGGUCAGACACCCCAACUGCGUCUCUCUGCUGGAAUUGUUCGAGACCGAGGAUGCAGUCUACCUGGUCACCGAUUUGGCCGAGGGUGGAGAGCUCUUCGACCAGCUCCUCAAGAAGGGAAGUUAUACCGAGGGAGAUGCUGCUCGUCUGGUCCGCGAGAUGCUGCUGGGUGUCGAGUACUUGCACGAGAUGGAUAUUGUCCACCGCGAUCUCAAGCCCGAGAACUUGCUCUUCAUGGACAAGACCGAUAAUGCUCGUCUCAUGAUCACUGACUUUGGUCUGAGCAAGGUCCUUACCAGCGGAAACGAUGUCCUUAUGACUGCCUGCGGAACCCCCGGAUAUGUUGCCCCCGAGGUUUUGGAGCAGAUUGGACAUGGCAAGCCUGUCGAUAUCUGGAGUGUUGGUGUCAUUGCCUACACACUUCUCUGUGGAUACACGCCCUUCUGGGGAGAGGACCAGGCGUCGUUGUUUGAGUGCAUCAUUUCGGGAGAGUACGAAUAUGAGGAGGAAUACUGGAAGGACAUUUCUGGACUCGCCAAGGCGUUCAUUGAUUCUCUCUUGGUGCGCCCCGCCGAAAAGAGACCCACAGCUACCCAGGCUUUGAACCACCCCUGGUUCCGUGCUAUGCUCGAACAGGACAUGGUCACCCCCCUCUCGCCCGCCGACAGCGUCAACCUGUUGCCCGGUGUCCGCAAGAACUUCAACGCCCGCUCUGCGUUCAAGAAGGCCGUCCGUGCUGUUGGACUUAUUCGCAAGAUGCAGACCUCUUCGGGAUCGUCGUUUGGUUCUGGUGAGGAUGUACGCGAUUCUGAGCAGGUUGUUGUGACCAGUGGCAAGAACACCCGCCCUUCGAGCACCCUCAGCUUCCAUGAUAUUGUUAGCGCUGCUGUCCUGAACAAGAAGGGACUUGACCUUGGGGCAACGGAGGAAGGCGAUGAGGAGGUGGGCAAGGUCGAUGAGGUUCUUUCUGACUUAACCAUCAAGGACGCUUAA